GUCCCUUCCAACCCAAACCACUCCAUGACGCCUCGGUGUGCUGCAACAGCACAGCCUGCCGCCUGCCUCGCCAGGUGGACGAGACCUGGAGGGAAAACGCAGCGGAGUUUCCAAAACCAGAGGGAGAAUUUCCCGGUGACCAACUGAGGCAACUUCCAAGCUUGGAAUGGAGGCAGUGAGCGGGCAAGACCCUCGCCUCCGGGAGGUGGUGUGGUUUGCGGUGCGCUGCAGGGCCCUGACACUUCUGCUGCAGGCUCUGUUCAACCUCCUGCUCCCAGACCACGCUGCAGACGCCUUCUCUCCCCCUCGCCUCUCGGAGCCUGGCCCGUGGGAUGUGCUCCUGGAGCGGCUGCUGGGUGGCCUCUCGCGCUGGGAUGCGGAGCAUUUCCUCUUCAUCGCCGAGCGGGGUUACCUGUACGAGCACAACUGCGCUUUCUUCCCGCUGUACCCCCUGAGCCUGCGCGCCGUGGCCGAGGGAGCCCUGUGGCCCCUGCGGCGGCCACUGCGGCUGCGGAGCCGCCUCCUGCUAUCAGCCGUGCUCCUUAAUUCCCUCUUUUCUGUCCUGGCAGCCGCUGCCCUGUACAAGCUGGGCUGCGUUGUGCUGCGCUGUCACAGGCUGGCUUUCCUCGCUGCUCUUCUCUUCUCCAUCAGCCCUGCCAACGUAUUUAUGGCAGCUGCUUACUCCGAGAGCACGUUCGCCUUCCUGGGAUUCGGUGCCAUGUGGCAACUGGAGAAGGGGCAGAGCUGGCUCAGUGGGCUGCUCUUCUCCCUUGCUUCUGGGGCGCGUGCCAACGGGAUUGUUAAUGCCGGCUUCUUGCUCUACUCCCAUAGUAAAAACUUUGCCUUUCAGCUCCAGGUGGGUUCAGGAUCGCUAAGGAAGUUCUGGAAGCAACUCCUUAGCACGGCAGCUUCAGCAGUUGGGAUGUGUGCUGGGGUUGUGCUGCCGUUUGCUUUGUUUCAGUAUUACGCCUAUGUGAGGUUCUGUGGUCCCAGCGCUGGCCCGGAGCAGGCUGUGCCCAAGCCGCUGCGACAGCUGGCUCUGGAUAAGGGCUAUCGUCUUGGAGCCACACAUGGGGUUAAACCCCCUUGGUGCUCCCAGCAAUUCCCUGUGGUUUAUUCCUAUAUCCAAGACGUUUACUGGAAUGUGGGCUUUCUAAGGUAUUUUGAGCUCAGGCAGAUACCAAACUUCUUGCUUGCUUUGCCUGUCACAAUCCUGGGCUCCUGGGCUGCCUGGACCUACAGCACCGCCAACCCCCGGCAGUGCCUGACUCUUGGUCUACAGAGAAGAAAGAGCGAAGAGGAGGAUAAACCAAGAGGUGGAUUUUGCUGCCCUGCUGUCUUUGUCUACGUGGUCCAUGCCACUGUCCUCUUGGUGUUUGGAUUCUUCUGCAUGCACGUGCAGGUGCUGACCCGGUUCCUGGGCUCCUCCUCUCCCGUCCUGUACUGGUUCUCCGCUCACCUGCUUCAGGAAUACGAACCUUUGCUCUGGAGCAAAGGCACCAACAGCCAAACCGUGGCACCGCGCUCUGAGAAAUGUCUCCUGGGCAAACCCAGUGGGAAAAGAACUCCUGAGAACCCUGUUGUGAGGCUGCUGCUGAACUUUAGGUUAAUUACACCCCUCAGCAAAUGCAUUAUCGGAUUCUUUCUAGGCUACUGGUUGCUGGGACUGGCCCUGCACUGCAACUGCCUGCCAUGGACGUAGCUGGGAACUGGAUUUCAUUCUGUUUUGGGUCUAUUUGGGGGCAGAUGGGGCAGAAGCACUGCCUGGAAUUAAAGGUCACUUUUGCUGACGCCUGGUGUGUGCG
This is a messenger RNA of Cuculus canorus (common cuckoo), 1805 nucleotides long. It is a transcript of the gene PIGV, whose product is annotated as phosphatidylinositol glycan anchor biosynthesis class V. Gene Ontology annotation, cellular component: mannosyltransferase complex; endoplasmic reticulum membrane. Lineage: Eukaryota; Metazoa; Chordata; Aves; Cuculiformes; Cuculidae. Gene Ontology annotation, biological process: GPI anchor biosynthetic process. Gene Ontology annotation, molecular function: GPI mannosyltransferase activity; alpha-1,6-mannosyltransferase activity. The transcript is spliced from 4 exons. The coding region runs from base 167 to 1702 and encodes 511 amino acids. The record is from RefSeq and is a predicted model, not a curated record.